Messenger RNA from Aureococcus anophagefferens, 7371 nucleotides. RefSeq lists its product as hypothetical. The transcript has 11 exons. The record is from RefSeq and is a predicted model, not a curated record. The coding region runs from base 1 to 7371 and encodes 2456 amino acids. Lineage: Eukaryota; Pelagophyceae; Pelagomonadales; Pelagomonadaceae. Gene Ontology annotation, molecular function: phosphatase activity. Gene Ontology annotation, biological process: phosphatidylinositol dephosphorylation.
AUGAUCACCUGCGCGCUCCUGUCGCGCUGCAGCGGGUCGCUGUCCCUGAUAACGACGAGCUGGGCGCUCGCCGGCUUCUGGGCGCGCAAGGGCGUCUGCCCCUGGUGGACCGUCGUCGUGCCUCUGAAGAACUUUUGCCCCCGCGCGACGGUCGCGUCCGCGCACGCCUCCCUCAAUCGGAGCUGCUCCGUCGUCGAGCUCUUCCAGGCGCUCGUGCUGUGCUUCUACCAGCUCCAGGCCGCCGCCGUCGUCGUCGGCCGCUCCGCGGCGGAAUCCUCGAACGGCGGCUGCGAGGCCCAGGCCGCGCUCUUCCAGCUCGCGUCCCUCGGCGCCGUCGUCGCCCACGGCGUCGGGCUCCAGCGCGCCGUGCUCCGCCUCGUGGUCUUCGGCGAGCCGUCGAGCGGCAUCCAGCGGCGGUUCCGGCGCUACGCGACGCUCGGCUCCGGCGCGGCCGUCGCCGCGUCCGCCGCGGCGCUCGCGCUGGGGUCCUUCGGCCCCCAGGCGCACCUGGCCUGGUGCUGGAUCGGCGGCGACGCGGAGAACGAGGCCCACGCGCUGGGCUUCGGCCUCUGGGUCGUCCUCGCGUUCCUGUACGCGUUCUGGGUCCACUCGCGCGUCGAGCGCGCGCUCGGUCGGUCGCCGUCGUCGGGCGCGCGGCGCGUGCGGCGCCGCGCGCGGGCCCACGUCCUCGCCUUCGCGCUCUGCUGGGGGCCCGAGGCGCGGUCCGCGCUGACGCCGCUGGGCGGGUUCUGCUUCGCGAUGCUCACGGCGACGUCCGACGGCCUCUGGGACCGGCUCUGCUGCGUGCCCAAGGUGGGCGACCGCGCGGAGCGGCGCGGCUCCGCGAAGGGCCUCGAGCUCCGGGAGACGCCCCGGGCGUCGGAGCCGCCGCCGCCGGAGGAGCCGCGCUUCUCCGAGCGCGGCGCGCCGGCGUCCCUGGAGUCCUCCCUGGAGUCCUUCGCGGACGAGGGUCUCGAGGACGAGGAGAAGAAGGUCUGGUGCGCGACGGCGAACUGCGCGGAGGCGCCGACCGUCGCCGCGCUUCUGGGCGCGCGCGACGACGCCGAGGUCGCGGAGAGGCUCCGGGCGCUGCUGCCCCGGGGCUACGACGUCUACGCGCUGGCGGUCCAGGAGUGCCUCUGCUGGGCCGAGCUCGUCGCGCGGUCGCGGCGCGUGCUCUGCGACGGCGGCGAAGCCUACGAGUGCGUCGGCAAGGGCGCCAUCGGCUCCGCGCUCACGGGCGUCGGCUUCCACGGGUUCAUCGGCCUGGCCGUCUUCGCCAAGGCGUCGGACGUGCGGCGCGGCGCCGCGCGCGUCGGCGGCGGCGCGGCGCCGGCGCCGGUCGUCGACGGCGCGCCGCCCGCGGCCGCGCCGCCGGAGGCGGCGCCGACGAUCGCGAUGCCCGGCGCCGCCGCGAAGCCGGAGAAGCCCCGGGAGGCGCCGGCCGUCGCGGCGGAGUCCGCCGCCGACGGCGUCGCGCUCAUCCCCCAGGGCGCGGCGGGCCUCCCGAACAAGGGCGCCGUCGCGGCCCUCGUGACGUUCCACGACGCGACGCUGCUCUUCGUCGGCUGCCACCUCCCAGCGGACGGCAAGGCCGGCGCGAAGCUGAAGAAGCGGCACGCGGCGGUGCGCGACGCCCUCGCGCGGGCCGCCGAGGGCCUCGGCGUGCGCGGGCCCGCGGCGACGUGCGACGCGCACCUGGGCGCCGCGACGCACACGUUCUUCCUCGGAGACCUGAACUACCGCGCGCCGACGGCGCGGCCGCGCGACACGCUCGACAAGGUCGCCCGCGCCUGCGCCGCGGACGCGGACGCGCACGACGACCCGGACUCGGCGACGGACGUCGAUUUGGAGGACGCGCGCGCGUUAUGGGACGACGCGCUCGCCGACGACGAGCUGCGGCGGGAGCGGGCCGCGGGCCGCGUCUUCGCCGGCUUUUCCGAGCCGCCCAUCGACUUCCCGCCGACGUACCGCUACGUCGCCGGCGCGCGCGCCGCCGCGUCCGAGGGCUACGCGCACGCGCCGUUGCUCGCCGCGGCGCGCGCGGACCUCUUCUCGCUCGUCAAGGAGAAGAAGCGGCCGCGCGGCGGCGGCGAGCCGAGCGACGUCGCGGCGAGCCGCGCGGCGGAGCAGCGGCUCGCGGAGAACCCGAAGCUCACGAUCUCCGCCGCGGCGGCGCGCGCGGGGCUCCGGCCGCCGUCGUGGACGGACCGCGUCGUCGCGCACAGCGCGCCGCUGCGGCGCGACGACCUCGACUGCGUCUCCUACGCGUCCCUCGACGCCGUCGAGGGCAGCGACCACCGCGCCGUCGGCGCCGGGUUCUCCCUGCGCACGGACGCGGCGCGGCGGGACCUCUUCCGGGGCUCGAUCGACCCGGGCCGCCACGCGGCGGCGCCCGACCUGGAGCUGGACGUCUCCCGGCUCGCGCGCGCGUCCAUGGUCUUCCCGCUGCCCUGGGAGGACCCGGACGUGGCCGACCGCCACCUCGCGGGCCUCGCGGAGGCGUUGGACGCCGCGGGGGCGCCCGCCAUCGACGUCGCGCGCGCGCCCUGGGCCGACCGGGGCGUCGCCGUCACGGCCGACGACGUCCGCCGGUGCCUCGCGCGCCACUGCCUCUUGCGCUUGGAGACGGCGGACGCGGAGACGUCCGCGGGCUCCGAGGCCGACGGCGCCGCCUACGCAUUGGUGCCCCUGGUGCCGGGGCCCUUCGAGGUCCGGCUCACGCGAGGGUCGUCGGACCUCGGCUGCGUCCUCGAGGGCGUCCUCCGGCUCGACUGGUCCGAGCUCGCGCCGAAGCCGUCCGAGUCGACGCCGGGCAAGCGCCGGUCCGCGCUCGCGCGCCUCUCCGAGUUCCUCUUCGUCGACACGUGGCGCGAGUCGUCCCUCGCGGCGCGGCCCUCGCGGGGCCGCGCGAGCACGGCCCCGGGCCGCCCGCGGCUCCCGCGCGCGCCGCGCGCGUCCCGCGCCCGGUCCGCGGGCGCGGGCGACGUCGAGAACCCGUUCCGCGCCGUCGUCGAGACGACGGCGCACCUCGUGGACCGAGCGCAGGACUACCCGCCCUGGCUGCGCCGCGUGCAGCUCGACUACGACUACGUAAACAAGCGCGCCCGCGCCGCCGUGCUCCUCGGCCUCGACGCGGGCAAGAACUUCACGCGGCGCUACGACGCGGCGCAGGAGUACGCCGUGCGCGGCGAGCCCUACCCGGACUGCAAGCGGUCCUACCUCGGCGAGGCCAUGCCGAUGCCGGCGUACCCGUCGACGGCGGCGCUCGCGGAGGCGGACGUCGACAUCGACGGGUCGCGCCACGAGCGCUGGCUCGUCGACAUCCCGGGCGCCGAGCGCACGCACGUCUACACGAACGAGGCGCUCGUCGACGGCGCCUACGUGCCGCUCAUGACCUACGACUUCGUCGAGUUCGAGGCCGUCGGCGGCUGGCCCUACCUGCACCUCUUCCACCACUACCUCAUGAGGUUGGCCGUGUGCGUCGGGAACUGGACCGUGUGCAGCGCCUUGACGUCGGCGAUCUGCUUCUCGACGAACUUGGCGACGUCGGCCGCGGACUCGCGCUUCAUGGGCAGCUGCGUCGAGAUCUGGCCGCUGGGGAAGUGGACGCUGAUCUUGAGCUCGCCACUCGUCACGGGCUUGAGCUUCUCCAUGAGCCACUCGCUCCCGCCGGCGCGCCACGGCGGCAGCCCCGUCUACCUCGCGCUGUUCAACUUGAUCGUCGGCUGCUUUAGCUUCGUGGGCAUCAUCGUGCUGAUCUCCGUGGGCUACUGGCUCGGCCCCGUCUGGAACUUCAUGCUCCUCGCCUGCCUCAUCGCCUCGCUGGCGCACGUCGUCGUCGUCGCCCAGGGCGUCUGCCGGCCGGAGCGCGAGGCGCGCCGCGUCCAGGCGCGCGUCGCGAACGCCGUCUUCGCGAUCACGGCGCUGAUGGCGAUCGCGGCGGUGAACGCGUCCGCGGACGCGAUGGCGCUCCACAGUUGCGCGCUGCGCGUGCGCUGCGACGCCGUGCACGCGACGUCCGAGCUCUGCGGCCGCCGCGUCGACGCCUACCUGCGCUGCCACGGCCCGUCGCGGAGCCAGCACGGCGACCGGCGCCUCGAGAGCGCCGACGAGGACGUCGACCUGUCGGAGGCGUCGCUCUACUACUGGGUCCACGACGACUGCACGGAGACCGGCGGCGGCGCGGACCGCGCCUGCGCGGCCUUCGAAUCCAAGGAGGCCUGCGUCGACCACCGCUUCGUCGACGACGCGCGCCAGGACGACGACGACGACGACUGCGCCCCGGGGGAGUCGCCGCGCGAGCUCGCGGGCGCGAUGGCGCGCGCGACGCUCGUGCUCCUCGCGCCCGUGGCCGUCGCGGUCGCGCACACGGCGGCCUGGACCGGCCCGCGCUUCGCGCACGUCGCGCCCGUCGUCGCCGAGGCGCUGCCCGUGGCGAUGCCCUGCGGCGGCGAGAGCGCCGACGCGCCGCCCCCGCUCGCCGCGGCGGCGGCAUACGUGAACCUGUGGUGGCUCGGUGCGCUGCCGCUCGGCGCGCGCGCGUUCUACACGUCGGACAUGUACCACGGCUGGAAGAAGCCCGAGGCCUCCGACGGCGCGAAGGUGACGACGGCGACGGCGCCCGGGUCGACGACGAGCUACUACGUGCUCGACCUCGGGCAGGACGACGGCGGGCUCCUCCGCGCGCUCGACCUCGACGGCUCCGAGGCGUCGCUGCUCGCGUCGCUCGACGAGAGCGAGCAGUCGCUGCUCGCGUCGCUCGCGUCGCCCGCGGCGGAGCCCGCCGUCGCCGCGCUCGUCGAGGCCAUCGGCGAGGACGGCGGGCUCGUCGAGGCCAUCGGCGGGUCCGUCUUCCACGCGCUCCGGCCCAAGGAGGCGCACGAGACGGCCGCGGGCGUCUGCGUCUUCGCCAGCGGCAGCGCGCAGAUCGACGGCUGGUACGCGCGCCAGGAGGGCCUGGUCUUCGACGGCGCGUCCUUCCGGAAGGACCACCUCUUCGUGUCGCGCUUCGGCUUCGACGACGCGGCGCCGGGGUCGUACUACUGGUUCCUCAGCGACCUCAAGGACCCGGCGACGCACGGCGACGACGUCGACUACCUGCGGACCGUGGCGGCGACGAACGCGUCGAUCCCGCCGCCGAAGCGCGCGGCCUGGGGCAUCAUCGACCGCGGCGGCGACGGCGACGCGGCGGAGCCGUGGCCGUCGCGCGCGCCCUUCUUCCUCGCGGCCGACGCCGGGGGCCCCUGCGACCGCGCGACGCGCUGGCUCGAGGGCGAGGCCGUGCCCGACGUCGUCGAUUCCCUGCUCAAGGGCACGCUCGGCGCCGACGGCGGCGAGGCGCUCCUGCGGCGCGUGCUCGCGCGCAAGCUCGGCGGCGGACCGUGGGCCGAGCGCGGCGCCCGCAUGGCGGCGGCGUCGGGUGACGACGACGUCUACGUGGCCGUCGCCCUCGCCGUCGCGCUCCUGCUCGCCGUGGGCGGCCUGCUCGCCCACGGCGUGAGAAGGCUCGUCGCCGACGCGAAUUUGGGCGCCGAGGACCCGCGGGCGAACCUCUUCGCGCGCGACAACCUCUUCGACGCGCGCGACCGCCUCGGCGCGCCGCCCGCGCCCCGGAUCCGCGCGGACGGCUGGCUCGAGGCGCCGGCGGCGGCCGUGGACGACGACGGCGACGACGCCGUCGAGGACGACUUCCCGCCGUCGCUGCGCGCGCGGCGCGCGUCGCUCGACGGCGUCGCGGCCGCGGUCGCCGCGCGGGGGCGCGCCGCGCUCACGGACGGGUCCGGCUGGGCGACGCCGGGUUUGGCGUUGUGCGUGCUCCUGCUGCGCGCGGACUACGCGGCGCGCGGGCCAAAGGCGUUCCUGAAGACGACGCUGGGCAACGUCGCGCGCCCGACGGUCGCCGCGGUCCUGGCGCUGGAGGCGUGCCGGCGGUGCCUCUUCGCGACGUUCUGGAAGGCCGUCGCCUGGGGCCUCGGCGAGCUGGACGACGACGAAGCCGCGCUGCUGCGGAAGCUGGCCGUCGAGGAGGCGCUCGGCGGCCUCGCGCUCUGCGCCGUCGCCGCGUGCGAGACGAGCUUCGCGACGGGCGCGCCGAUCCGCGGCCACGACGCGCUCGGCAGCCGCGCGGCGGCCGCGGCGCCCGAGGCCGUGGUCCUCGCGUUAGUCGUCGCCUGCGCGUCGGCGUCCGUCGCGCUCCUGAGCCGCGUCGCGCGCGCGCGGCUCGCGCGCUACGCGGACGCCGCGGCGCCCGGCGUCGGCUACGCCGCGGCCUCUCGCCGCGCGGCCGGCCACGCGCGGCUCCUCGGGCUGCUCGUCGUGCUCGAGGCCGUGGCCCUGGCGUCGACGGCGUGGAUCGUACGGCUGGCCUACGCCCACGGCGGCGCGACGGCGGCGCUCCAGGCCGUGGCGCUCGCGCUGCGGACCGCGAAACGGACGACGCAGGCGCUGCUGCACCACGGCGCGAGCCUGGCCCUCGGCGGCGAGGGCCGGCUCUUCGGCAUGCUGGCGCGCUACCACGUCGACGACGCCUUCGGGACCGCGGACGGUGAGGUCUUGAAGCGCCGCUUCGCCGCCGCGCGGCGCCGCGCGGCGCGGCUCAGAGACGCGGACGACCAACGCUUCCGCGUCGCGUCGUACGGCGUCGAGUUCUGCGCGGACGUCGCCGAGAUGGCGUUCAUUUUGGCCUGGUACGCCCUCGAGCUCGUGUCCGGCUCCUUGGAGUUGUCCGCGGGGUCCAUGCUCUUCUCUGUGUACGCGCAGCAGGCGCACGCGCGGCUGCGCGCGCGAUUGGCCUACCACCGCGAGUGGGCCGCCGCGCGCCGCGACCUCGACGCGCGGUCGCUCUUCGCGCCGGCGGACGACGACGCCGUGCGCGCCUACGACGACAUCUGCGUCAUCUGCCACGACGGCUUCGCGGUCGCCGCGCGCGACGAAAACGGCGCGCGGACGCUCGACGCGCGGGCGCCCGCGCGGGACGCAACGCGACUUCAACGUGAAAUGAGUCGACAGCAGACGCCCGUGCGGCUCCCGCGCUGCGCGCACCUCCUGCACCGGAGCUGCCUCCAGGUCUGCCUCCAGCACGCCCACUCCACGCUCACGCCCCUGCGCUGCCCCAUCUGCCGCGAGCCCUGCAAGCGGCCCGACGCGGCUGGCAAGGCGCCACCGGCGGAGCCGCCGGCGAACGAGCCGCCGCCGGCGCCGGAGCCGGCGGAGCCACCGGCGGCGCCGGAGCCCCCAGCGCCGGAGCCACCGGCGGCGCCGGAGCCCCCAGCGCCGGAGCCACCGGCGGCGCCGGAGCCACCGGUGCCGGAGGAAGACCCGCACGCGCGUCGCGCCGCCGACCCGCCGCCGGCGGGCAUGUUCAUCUAA